AUGAUCGUUCUUGUCGUGGGAGCCUUCCCGUCGCUGAACCCAGCUUCGAUCGCCAUGGAUUUCGAGAUGACUGUCAUCAACGCUUUCAUCGCGGCUUUCCCGAAUGCCGAAAUUCACGGUUGCUUAUUCCAUUUGGUCAAAAGUGUGAGGAAAAAGCUAUCGUCCUUGAAUCUCCUGAAACGCUACAAUGCAGAUUCGAAUUUCUCGCUCUGGUCUCGAAUGAUCCCGGCGAUGGCCUUCGUGAGAGAAGAUCUUCUUGACAGACCAAUGAUGGCUCUUCUGGAAGUUUUACCAGAAGAGUUGAAACCCGUCUACACUCACUUCGAGCUUACGUAUGUGGGUCGCAUACUCAGCGUUCGUCUAGAUGGGUCAGUCAUCAGGGACAAUCCGCUCUUCAGCUCCGAUAUUAGGUCGGUCCAUGAAAGGACUCUCAACGGUGAGAGCCGCACCAACAACUUCGCUGAAGCUGCUCAUCGAAAACUCCAGGGGGCUUUCGGCGUCUGCCAUCUUUCCAUCUGGAAGUUCAUAGAUGGUCUCCGGCAUGUGCAGCACAAGGCAGACGCCGAGCUUGAGCGAUACAUUAUAGGAUCUGCGCCGGCUCCAAAAAGACGCAGAUAUCUGAAUACGGACGCCAAUUUGCUCGAGUUGGUCCGUACCAUCGAGAAUCGAGAGCCGGUGGCCUUUCUGCGAGGGAUCGCAAACAAUUCCCUCAUGGACAACUAG
This is a messenger RNA of Galendromus occidentalis (western predatory mite), 723 nucleotides long. RefSeq lists its product as uncharacterized. The record is from RefSeq and is a predicted model, not a curated record. The coding region runs from base 1 to 723 and encodes 240 amino acids. NCBI's taxonomy places the organism in Eukaryota, Metazoa, Arthropoda, Arachnida, Mesostigmata, Phytoseiidae. The transcript has a single exon.